Messenger RNA from Macadamia integrifolia, 1746 nucleotides. RefSeq names its product plant-specific TFIIB-related protein PTF2. The record is from RefSeq and is a predicted model, not a curated record. Bases 7 to 1614 code for a protein of 535 amino acids. The transcript has a single exon. Gene Ontology annotation, molecular function: RNA polymerase III general transcription initiation factor activity; RNA polymerase III type 3 promoter sequence-specific DNA binding. Gene Ontology annotation, biological process: transcription preinitiation complex assembly; DNA-templated transcription initiation; transcription by RNA polymerase III. Gene Ontology annotation, cellular component: transcription preinitiation complex; transcription factor TFIIIB complex; nucleus. NCBI's taxonomy places the organism in Eukaryota, Viridiplantae, Streptophyta, Magnoliopsida, Proteales, Proteaceae.
GCAGAGAUGUCGACCUCUCGCUCUUGCAAGAGAUGUAAGAAGAAUACCAUCGUCCGCGAUGACAUCACAGGCGCCUGCAUCUGUACUUCUUGCGGCAUUGAGCAGGAAUUUGAUAACUUCCAACACAGUUUCGGUGGCAUUAAUGGACCUCAGGGCACCUUUGUUCGCGUCGGUUCCUCAGGCUCUGGCUAUGAUGAGUUCAGUUACAAAGAGAGGAAACUCUACGGAGCUCAGAAAGAGAUUGAAGCUAUCACAUCAAAUCUAGGUCUCCUUGCUGCCACUUCUGCCGAGGUCAAACAAAUGAUCGGGACAAUCACCGAAAGAGAGUUUGGUUGUGGCACUUGGUUCACUGUUCUGAUUGGUGCUUGCUCUUAUAUUGUUAUGAGAAAGAACAAUCGAUCCCUCGCAAUUGCUGAAGUCGCAUCGGUGAUCGAAUGUGAUAUUCACGAGCUUGGCCGCAUGGUUACUCGUGUUCUUGAUUUCCUUGACUUGAAAUUGCCUGAAUUUGAUAUUGUGGCCCAUUUGGAACGGGCGAUUCGGAGUUGCCCUAGUUUUUCUGGGAUUUCCACUGACAGGAUGGAUACGAUGAUUAAGCAGGGAAGGUUUCUGUUGCAGUGCGCGGUGAAUUGGUUCCUGACAACAGGACGAAGGCCUCUUCCUGUGAUUGUCGCUGUUUUGGCCUUUGUAGCCGAAUUGAAUCAAGUUCAAGCUAGGAUUGAAGAUAUAGCAAAGGAAUUACAUGCGGCGGUGGCUACAAGCAAACAACGGCAUAAAGAGCUCUUACAGACGCUUGUGAAAGUGGCACAAGCCUUGCCUUGGGGAAAGAACAUUACGGUAAAGAAUAUUGUCCAAAAUGUGCCUUUCUUGAUUCAAUACAUAGAGAUGAAGUCAAGGUCCAAGAGUGGCGUUAGGAAUGAGAAUAUAGGACUUGCUGGGUUUGAAGUUAAAGAGGUUGUCAACCAGUGCUUGCAGGAGGAAGAUGAAUAUUCUACCUAUGAUUGCAAAGCAGACAGUGAUUCGCAGUAUUUUGAUGUUAGGAACAGGAAUGGAAUCCCGAGUAGUUGUUCUGAUGAGAUGGAGAUGCUAAAGCUGUCACAGGAGUGCUUGGCUAAGAUUUAUUCAAAAUUCAAGAACGAAUGUGAUUAUCAUCAGCCUAUGGAUGAGAGUGGAGAGUGUCAUAGAAUAAAAAGGAGAAGAGGAAGUGGUGUUCCAGUGCAUGAGUGGUGGACAGGAGAGUCAGAUUUGUGCAAAAAGCUCUCACUGAAGAAAAUUUUGGAGAAGAAUGUAGGGUUUAAUACUUUGCCUCUGUCUUUUGUUGCAAAUAGCUUGUCUUAUAAAAGAAGGAGAGAAAAGAUAAUGGCUGCUAGACAACGAAUCAAAAGGGUUAUGUUACCUCGUAAUGUUGUUUCAGGUGGAAAGGAAGAUUGUGGCCUUUCAGAAGACUUGCUAGGUGAGACGCAACAGCAGUGGCGAGUGAAAGAAGAUCUUAUUGAUUGGGAGGACUGCAUUAUUGAAUUACUUUUACUUCAUAUGGUGAAAGAAGAGGAAAUAGAACAGGGUUACUACAAUACCUUAUUGGAUUUGCAUGUUUUUAAUUCAGGGUGUAACUGCUAGAUGUUGGUCAUGAAUGGCGUCUUUUGUCUGGAGAGAAUUUUUUGUGUAUACCGGCUUAUAGACAAAACAAAUUGCUUAUUCCAAUUCUUUUUGUUAUUGAUAUUGCUACUAAUCAAUCAAGUGAUUUUUCAA